AUGGUCCAUGCGCCGCGCUAUCUGUUGGUCGUGCACAAGCCGCGGGUGGUAAGCGACGAGGGUAAGGACGGCCAAGAGGUCGUGCGAGUCAGGACGGCGUCGCUGUCAUUCCUUGUCAUGCCGUUCCUGUACCAUACCGUGCACGUCCAGAACGAUUACACGCUUCGCGAGGCCGGGCCCGUAGGCAAGGUUGUCAAGAAGUGGAUAAAGAAGGCGAACUGCAAGACGUACUCGUGGAAGGAAGCCGGCGUGGACCAGCCGCGAGACGAAGCUUUGGUUCGGGGUAGAGGACUCGGUUGCAACGGCCAAGACGCUGGACUUGGCAUACGAGGCGGCAGGACUAAAGCCGUGGCCAACAAGUACGAGGAAGGCUAG
Colletotrichum graminicola M1.001 is the source of this 375-nucleotide messenger RNA. RefSeq lists its product as uncharacterized. The coding region runs from base 1 to 375 and encodes 124 amino acids. The record is from RefSeq and is a predicted model, not a curated record. Lineage: Eukaryota; Fungi; Ascomycota; Sordariomycetes; Glomerellales; Glomerellaceae. The transcript has 2 exons.